Molecule: messenger RNA, 717 nt
Organism: Meloidogyne enterolobii
Lineage: Eukaryota; Metazoa; Nematoda; Chromadorea; Rhabditida; Meloidogynidae
Source: the annotation of a GenBank genome assembly
AUGCAACAAAGUAAAAAAUUAAUAUUUGCCAAAAAAUUUUUAAAUUUUUUUAUCAAAAAAGGAGUAGUUCUAUUAGAAAAAGAAGAUGCCCAUUUAAUAGCAGCACUUAAUUAUACCUUGCAUUGGUUGCAACAAGAAAGGAAGCGUCAAAAAGAGGAAAUAAUUACUACACAAUUUUUAGUUGGAAAUGAAAAUAUUCAAAUAAAAAAAUUUGGGAAAUUAAUUGCUUUAAUUGAAACAAUUUCUGAUCCAAACGAUCAUUAUGGACACAACAUUGUAGCACUUAUCGGCCCAGGAGAGAGGCAUUUAUCUGAACAAUUAAGCGUUUUGGCUGCUAAUAAAUUGAAUUUGCCUUAUUUCUCUUUGGUUGAUCCAUUAGAACAUCCAAAACUGGAUGAAGGAGGGAAUAAUGUUUUAUUUAAAAAUAAUGAAGAAGAAAAUGAGGAUUUAAUUAAUCAUUUUGAUAUGUUUCCACAUAAAGAAUUAUUUGAAGCAAUAAUUGAUUUAAUUAGACAUUGGCGUUGGGGACGUUUAAUUAUUGUUUUUAGUGAACCUGAAAGAAUUCGUCGUUUAGUUGUUUUUCUUGAACAUGAAGCUUUUGUUUCUAUUCGUUUUCAUUUAGUUUAUGUAGAAGAUGGGGAUUAUUUAAAGGCGGCAAAGGAAGUAAAAUAUUUGGAAGAAUGUAAUGAGGAGGAUAAUGCUAAAUUAUGUAUGUAA